CCGCCAGCCCCGUCCUCCUCCCUGGCUCUCGGCGGCGCCCGCUCCCCAACUCCUUCUGCGAUCCUGGCGUCGUCCCGCCCCACCUUCUCCCUCCCUCCCGGCGCCACCCUGCCCCCACCUUCUCCCUCACCACUGGCGCCGCCCAACCCCCAACCUUCCUGGAUCCCGGCGCUGCCCCGCCCCCACCUCCUCCCUCGCUCCCGGCCGCCCAUGCCGCCUAUGCGCGCCCCUCCCUCAGCCCACCGGCGACCUCCCAUCCUCCACCGUCUACCCCACCGUCGGAUCUCCUCCUCCCCUCUCCUUCUCUCCCUCGCGGACGCAUCAAACCCACGAAAUUUCCCUCCUCGCGGCCGGAACCCUAGCUCGUGCCUGUGGGGACUGGGCUGGAGGUGCGGCACGGGGUUCGCACCGCAGGAUUCGCCAGCGACGAGUCCAACAGGUAGUCGAAUCGGGGAACGGGAUGGCGCACCCUGCUGCAGCCGCCGGUCGGGACCAGCGCAGCGGCAACGAACGUCGGUGCGCCUCCGUUUCCUCGACCUCCAAGGACGCGGCCGCCGGAUUUGUUCUCGCCUGACCAACCUCGGUAUCCAGCUCCCUACAGCCACCGCCGACGUUGACUCCCAAGCAGGCGAGGAUGACAAUGACGCCAAAGAUGACGAGGCCCCGAGCUCAAGCACGACCACUACGAUGCACUGCACAAAGGCCCCUGCUUCCUGCCUGCCCUUCCCUUUGCUUGGAAGAUAGCUCUCUCCAGAUGUUGUUCCUGUCCUUCUCCUUGGUUGUUGAGCGCUACACUGUCAGGCCUCGAUAUAUACCUGUCAUAAGUUCAGUUAAGUCGCGGGUAACGAUUCAGUUAUCCAACGGCUAGGAUCAAAUAGGUGGCGAUCAUCUCGACCGUUGGGCGUUAUUACCGUUGUAACAGUUACUGUUCUUACCGUUCGGGUUAAAACCCCUCCCUAUAACUAGCCGGGUUGUGGCUGGAACGAAUAUGCUUUUGGAUGAAUUCCCUCAACGCCGUCAUGGCUAAUAUACUGGAACCCUAGCGUUACUCUUA
Molecule: messenger RNA, 1054 nt
Organism: Triticum dicoccoides
Lineage: Eukaryota; Viridiplantae; Streptophyta; Magnoliopsida; Poales; Poaceae
Exons: 3
Coding region: 211-744 (177 amino acids)
Source: RefSeq, a predicted model, not a curated record